This is a messenger RNA of Telopea speciosissima, 1165 nucleotides long. RefSeq names its product 28 kDa ribonucleoprotein, chloroplastic-like. NCBI's taxonomy places the organism in Eukaryota, Viridiplantae, Streptophyta, Magnoliopsida, Proteales, Proteaceae. Bases 58 to 939 code for a protein of 293 amino acids. The record is from RefSeq and is a predicted model, not a curated record. Gene Ontology annotation, cellular component: cytosol. The transcript is spliced from 4 exons. Gene Ontology annotation, molecular function: mRNA binding.
AGCAGAUUAAGCUCACAUUCUCCCAGAGCUUCAAAAUGGCACUGUUGGCUCUCAACCAUGGCUGCUCUGGAUGUAUUUGCCUCUACCAUUUCCAUCUGUUCUUUCUCUUCUUCUCCCAAAUCUCUCUUGCCAGUGAAAACUCCUCUUUUCAUUAAACUCCAUUGUUGCUUUUCGGCUCCUGUUCGUUCUUUCAAUUCUCCCAUUCUUCCUCUUCUUUCGAACAAAAAUAUCCAUUUCGAACUAUACUCAGCUGUACAAGAAGAAAUCACGGUAGAAGAAAACCAAGAGCAAACCCAACAAGAACAAAGGAAAAAACUCUACGUUGCUAACCUUCCUUGGAGUUUAUCUGUGGCUGAUAUUAAAAAUCUCUUUGGUGAAUGCGGCACUGUUGAAGAUGUCGAGAUUAUUAAGCAAAAGGAUGGGAGAAACAAGGGAUUCGCCUUCGUCACAAUGGCUUCUGGGGAAGAAGCAUGUGCUGUCGUUGAUAAAUUUGAUUCUUCUGAAUUGUCAGGAAGGACUAUUAGGUUGGAAUUUGCAAAGAGAUUGAAGAAACCUUCUCCUUCUCCUCCUGCAGAUGCUCUUGCAAGAGAAACACGCCAUAAGAUUUAUGUCUCCAACCUUGCAUGGAAAGCAAGAUCUAGCCAUCUAAGAGAAUUCUUCUCUGCCACUUCCAAACUGGUUUCAGCUAGGGUGGUAUUUGACAGCCCAGCAGGUACAUCUGCUGGCUAUGGUUUUGUCUCCUUUGCCACAAGGGAGGAUGCCGAGUCUGCUAUUUCUGCUUUAGAUGGAAAGGAAUUGUUGGGCCGGCCUGUUCGUUUGAAACUUAGUAAAAAGAAUGCUGAUGAAUCUGGUGAGGAAUCAGAAGAAAAAGAUGAUGUGAAGGAAGGGAAACUAGAAGAGACGGACAAUGUCAGUGAAGGGCAACCAGAAGAGCCGUAGAUGGAAAGACUAGGCCAUUGUUGUCUUGACAUGUGGGUUUCUUCAGUUAGAGAGGGGGGAGUAGCAGAUGGGGCUCUCUUUUAACUCAUGCAUUCAGCACAGAGAAGGGAAGACGUUUUCCAUAUUCAGUAUAUUAUGUUUGUUAGAUCUGCUGCUUUGCCUCUUCAGCGAAUAUUGUUGAUAAGCCAUUACUCUGAUGAAGUUAAUAGUAGUUGUAUUCAAGUUU